AGCCCGAGCGCCGCGGGCACCUCGGAGCCAUGGCCCCGUCGCUCCGCCGGCUCCUGCCGCCGCUGCUGCCGCCGCUGCUGCUGCUGCCGCCGCUGCUGGCCCACGCUGCAGGCACCAGCCUGGAGGAGAAGCUCAGCCAUGUCAAGCAGUACGAGAUAGUGAUGCCACAGCAGGUGCCAGUGCCCAGGGGCAAAAGAGACCUCUCUGUGCCACAGAGCCUCUACCCAGACCACAUCCUCUACAGCAUCCGUGCCGAGGGCAAGGACUACCUCCUGUGGCUGGAGAAGAACAAGGAGCUGCUGGGGCAGAACUACACCGAGCUGCACUACUUGGCUGACGGCACGGAGGUCACCGAGCGGCCAGAUGUCCAGGAUCACUGCUUCUAUCAGGGCCACGUGCAAGGAUACCCUGCGUCGGCAGCCAGCGUCAGCGCCUGCAGCGGGCUCAGUGGGUUUUUCCAGGUGAACGGCAGCACCUUCCUGCUGGAGCCGCUGGAGCCGCGGGCAGAGGGCCGGCACACGGUGUACAGAGCAGCUCACCUGCGGGCCAAGCGUGGGACCUGCCCGCAGCCCGCCCCCGGCUGGCAGUACGACCGCGAGCCGCCGGCUCCCGCAGCCAUGAAGCUCUACCGCUGGAAGUCAGCGCCGCUCCGCAAAGGCCCCAGGUACGUGGAGCUGGUCCUGGUUGUGGACAACGAGGAGUUCAGGAAGCACAGGGACCUGCGCACCGUGCAGAACCGCAUGAAGGAGAUCGUCAACCACGUCGACAAGCUCUAUCAGCCCCUGGCCCUGCGGGUGGCCCUGAUCGGCCUGGAGGUGUGGAGCCACAAGGACAAAAUCGCAGUGAGCCCCAACUCGGAGGUGACCCUGGACAACUUCCUGCGCUGGCGGGAGGCAGAGCUGCUGCCGAGGAAGCCCCACGACAACGCCCAGCUGAUCACGGGCAUCGACUUCCACGGCACCACCGUGGGGCUGGCCAAGAAGCUCGUCAUGUGCACCAGGGACUCGGGGGGCGUCAGCCAGGACCACAGCACGAACCCCAUGGGCGCUGCCUCUACCCUGGCUCACGAGCUGGGGCACAACCUGGGGAUGUCUCACGACGAGGACGUGGCUGGCUGCCGCUGUCCCGUGCCCAAGGCCGACGGAGGCUGCGUCAUGGCGGCCAGCGUGGGCUUGGUGUACCCCAAGCUGUUCAGCCGCUGCAGCGAGCAGGACAUGUGGCAGUUCCUCGGGGACCCCAGGACCAGCUGCCUGCUGAACGCCCCCAGGGCAGAGGAGCUGUAUGGGGGUCCGGUGUGCGGCAACCGCUUCGUGGAGCGGGGAGAGCAGUGCGACUGCGGCGCGCCGGAGGUGUGCUCUGACCCCUGCUGCAAUGCCACCACUUGCCAGCUGAGAGAGGGAGCCGAGUGUGCCCGAGGGGAAUGCUGCCAGGACUGCAAGGUGAAGGCCGCGGGGGAGCUGUGCCGGCCCAGCAAGAACGACUGCGACCUGCCCGAGCACUGCAGCGGCCGCAGCGCCGAGUGCCCCGAGGACGUGUUCCAGGAGAACGGGCGCCCCUGCCAGCGCGGCGCCGGCUACUGCUACAACGGCGCCUGCCCCUCGCACGGCCAGCAGUGCCGUGCCCUCUGGGGAGCAGAGGCCCAGGUGGCUCCUGAUGUCUGCUUUAAGCACAACAGCGAGCAGCACCUCCACCUCCACUGCCUCACCGAGUACGGGAAGCAACCCUGCAGCCCCAAGGACGUGAAGUGUGGCACGCUGCUGUGCCUGAGCGACAAGGCCAGCCCCAUCCUUGGCAGCGGCUCCUACUCCCUCUUCUUUGGGCGCUUCAAGUGCAAGGCCGUCAUCGCCGGCCACGAUGCCAACGAGGUGGUGGCCAAGCUCAGACUGGUUCCCACUGGUGCCAAAUGUGGGGAAGAGAUGGUCUGCUACGCCGGGCGCUGCCAGAACCUCCUGGUCUAUGGCAACAAGAACUGCUCGGCCAAGUGCAACAACCACGGGGUGUGCAACCACAAGCGGGAGUGCCACUGCGAGCCGGGCUGGGCAGCGCCCUACUGCCAGCAGAAGGUUUCAGAGGUGGUGGCAGGGAGCAGCAGUGUGGUGUUGGUGGCCGUGCUGGCGGUGCUGGCACUCUCUGGCGUCCUGCUUGGCGGUGCCGUUGUGCUCCUCAGAGGCCGGGGGAUGAGGCACUUCCAGAAAGGGAGGAGCUCGGGCAGGCCGCCCGCCGGCCUUGCCAACCCACUCUUCCAGGAGGGCAGCCAGAGCCGUGCCCACAGCCGUGCCCACAGCCGAGCCCAGAGCCGAGCCCGGCCCCGGCAGCUGUCGUGCGGUGACAUCGGGCAGCCCAGCCUGCUGAGCAGCACUGCAGCCCUGCCGGCAGCCCGCCCCCUCGGGCCCUGCCGCCCGGACCCAAAGAGCUGA
This is a messenger RNA of Dryobates pubescens (Downy woodpecker), 2417 nucleotides long. RefSeq names its product ADAM metallopeptidase domain 8 (gene ADAM8). Lineage: Eukaryota; Metazoa; Chordata; Aves; Piciformes; Picidae. Gene Ontology annotation, biological process: positive regulation of cellular extravasation; positive regulation of membrane protein ectodomain proteolysis; regulation of cell-cell adhesion. The transcript has 21 exons. Gene Ontology annotation, molecular function: cell adhesion molecule binding; metalloendopeptidase activity. Bases 30 to 2417 code for a protein of 795 amino acids. The record is from RefSeq and is a predicted model, not a curated record.